This is a messenger RNA of Vollenhovia emeryi, 2258 nucleotides long. RefSeq names its product WW domain-binding protein 4. Gene Ontology annotation, cellular component: nucleus; precatalytic spliceosome. The transcript is spliced from 6 exons. The coding region runs from base 760 to 1959 and encodes 399 amino acids. Gene Ontology annotation, biological process: mRNA splicing, via spliceosome. NCBI's taxonomy places the organism in Eukaryota, Metazoa, Arthropoda, Insecta, Hymenoptera, Formicidae. The record is from RefSeq and is a predicted model, not a curated record. Gene Ontology annotation, molecular function: zinc ion binding; protein binding; RNA binding.
UCCCACGAUUACAUGAUUUUCAGGAUAAAUUUUAAGAAAAGAUUCUCUCUGUGUACGCACAACAUGAAAGUGAGCAUUCAAGUGUCUCGAAUUCACGAUCCUAGAUCGGUGAUUUUAUCCAAAUUUUAUCGUAUUUUAAGUCUUGUCUCUUUUCCUGGUCGUUGUCCAAUUCAAAUUACGAAAACAGGAUAAGAGACGCGAAAUCCAAGGCACAUUUCCUUUUCUUUUUAAGUUUCUAUCUGUUCCGCAAUACUCGACGAUUUCUCGAGCUGCCAUUGAGCUCCUCGGGAGUCCUUUAGUCGCAACUGAGACGUAAUAUGAAGGUCGAGUGAUGCUCAGGGCUGCGUAGGUCGGAGACUAAUUGCCAACUAAUUUGUUCUCAUCCCGAACGGGAGAAAACAUUUCUCCUAGGCCACGGGCAACAUUGUUCGCGUAUUUCUCCAAUAAUUGCUCCGGGAAGACAGCGCGAACCACAAUCGGCUGAAUUAUUCACUCCGGUCGAUCGAUGAUGUCGAGAAUAGAACUUUUCGACUUAUUCCGAGCCCGCGUGCAUUUUAUAAUUCAGGAUCUACAAAAAUACAAAUCUUACACAACGAGAUUAUGCAACGUGGCAUUUUAGCUACCUGUAACUUCGCGAGGGAUCGGGGAUUUAGGGAACGUCGCUCGUUUUUAAGGGACACUGUAUUUAUAACAUAUUUAAAUUCAACCCGGCAAGUUUUGCCGACGCCGUCAGAUAUUUAUACGAUGUGACCAGCGGCUAUGAUAACGGAUUGCAGGGCGGAUUAUUGGAAGUCCCAAGGCCGUAAGUUCUGCGACUUCUGCAAGUGCUGGAUCGCCGAUAAUAAACCGAGUAUCGACUUCCACGAGGGCGGCAAGAAGCACAAAGAAAAUGUCAGCAAGCGGCUCAAGGAGAUCCACAAGAAUAGCACCAAGCAAGCGAAACAGAAUAAAAAAUUCGCGGAUGACCUCAAGAAGAUGGAAAAUGCGGCUAUGGCUGCGUACUUGAAGGAUGUCGAGAAUAACACGCGGGAUAUGACCGCUGAGAAAAUCAUCAAAGAAAAACUCAACAGGAUAGAAACAAAAGAAACUCCUCAAAACUGGAAUCGUAUGCCGUCAGCCGCUCCAGAGACGGUACCAAGAUUCAAAAGCAAUCGCGAACAGUUCUCGCCGAAAGUGGAUCCUUGUGACCCGGCAACUUUGUCAAAGGGCGCGCCGUCGUUUCCGCGAGUCCAGCAGCACGGCGGCGAGAACAGGACUCCGGGGAAGGGUAAGGCGGGCAAGGCGAAGGGAAAAGGGAAAAAGACCCAGGAGGAUGAUCGUGCGACCGCACCCGUCAGAAAACUGUGGUACGAGGCCCGCAGUCCCGAAGGAUACACUUACUACUGGCACAUUGAAACGAACGAGUCGGUAUGGGAGCCUCCGGAGGAGGGCUACAUGACUUUCGCGGAGCAAGAGGAGGAGGCGAAGGAGGAGGUGCUGCAGAGAGAGCUAAUGGAACAACUGGAAAGGGAGGAAACGAUCGAGAAGGCGGAUAUUCUCGAGGAACAACGGGCCAACGUCGAGAGGGAGAAGUUGAAAGAGUUCAGGAAACGACCCGUUGAAAACGACGGCGAGCAAGGUGACAACGAAAGUGCGGAUAUAAAGAAGGAGACGGUCGAAGAGGAACGACCUUACUGGCGGGACUACAGUGUGCCCGAGAGACCGCAACCUUACGGAUCCUGGCAAGUCGUGAAGCCAAUCAAAAAUAAACCAGUGGAUCUCCAGUUGCCAAAGCAGCAGAAGCAGCAGGUACUGCCUACAUUUGAGAAAACAGAACCACCGCCACCACGAAGGACUUUUAAAGAAAAAACUAUUACACAAAUUAGUACCGGUGAUAGUGAUGAUGAAACUGCCCCGACCACCUUCAAAAAGAGAAAGAUCGGUAAUAAGAACAUGCGCAAAAGAACAACUGACGAUUGAUUGUAACACUGAUUUGUGGAAAGUGAUAUAAUAUCUUAUCUUCUGGUGUAUACCUAAGGUAUUUUUUAAACACGCAUAGGCAAUUAAACAUUAUGAAAUUUGUAGAUUAAAUUAAUAGAUAUUGAUUAGUCGUAAGUUUGCAUUUCUAUAAUUUUUGAAUCUUUAUUUAUGUGUAUAUUUUACAGCAGGAGCGUGUAAAUAAGAAAUUCACGGUUUGUAAUCUACAUAAGUGUGUAUGCACAUUCGUACAUAUACACAUUAAUAUAAUUUUAUUUGUAUAAAUAAAAAGUUCUAUUGUA